This is a messenger RNA of Neospora caninum, 8889 nucleotides long. Its product is annotated as putative protein kinase (incomplete catalytic triad). Gene Ontology annotation, molecular function: eukaryotic translation initiation factor 2alpha kinase activity; ATP binding; protein binding. Bases 1 to 8889 code for a protein of 2962 amino acids. The transcript is spliced from 18 exons. Gene Ontology annotation, cellular component: cytosol. Gene Ontology annotation, biological process: protein phosphorylation. The record is from RefSeq and is a predicted model, not a curated record. Lineage: Eukaryota; Apicomplexa; Conoidasida; Eucoccidiorida; Sarcocystidae.
AUGCGAAUCGGCACAGACGCGACAGGCGGUGGAACGGGAGUGGAGAGUGAAGACAACGGCAGCGAUGGACCUUCAUGGACCCUCGUGGCUUCGAAGCGACGGGGAUAUCCCCGGACGCCUCGUGGCGCAGGUCCCGCGUCUGCGGUCUUGUCGCGUUCGUCGCGCCCCGGGCAUUCGUCGGCCGCUCGGCGUCGUCCUGAGCAGGGGCGAAGCGAUCGGCCGCUACGUCCCCGUCGCCCCCCCCGGACGGAAGCGCCGCACCUCGGUUCACCUCCGACUCCUUCCUCUGCUGCCGCGGUGGGCGCGGGGCCCGCCGAGGGCGGGGUGCGUCGCGGCGCGGGCGACACGAACGAGCAGACCGGGAAACUGCGAGAACCUGUCAAAGAGCACUGGCCCGAGCUGGGCGUCGUGGCUCAAGCUGGAGCCUGGGGCGAGCGAGCGCCGCAGCGGACGACCGCCAGUUGGGCGACAGUCGCAGCAGGGUGCCGGGGAGACGCUCGGGCCCCGCCGGGGCAGGCAAUGCGGGCCUGUCCCUCGAGGCCCGUAGGGCGCGAGGCGCCCCGACCAGGCCUGGCUAGGGGCCCAGUCCAAGGCGCGUGGCAGCCGCCUGAUGAGACUGCUCCCCGCAGCGUUUUGCCGAAGGCGAGCAUGCCGCCAGCGAGUUCUGCAGGCCAGGAGAGCAGCCGAGAAGGCCUGGCUCGCUCGAACCAGCCCCAGGCCCCGAGGGCUCUCGGCCCCGCUGUGUCCGUUUGCGUGGGCAUGGGGCGGGGCGCCAGGGGCUGGGGGGUACCCCCAGAGCCGGGGGGCGAGACGCGAGGUGGCCAUCGAGGUGCGGGAGACGGCGAGGGACGCAUGCAGAGCUGCAGCGAGGAGCCUAAACGCGAGACAGCGGGCGCAAGCGAAGCAACCGAACCGAAACCGCACACUGACGCGACUGCCGCGUCGACGGCGCGGCCAGUACCUACAGAGACGAAAGAGAAGGCACCGGAGCUUCGGGACCCGAAGCGGGGAGACGCAGCUGCGAAGCGAGGGCAGGCGAGGAAAGGCGAUGCGAGGAAAAGAGAGACGGAGGAGGCGCGGCUCCAGGGAAAACCCAAGGAAGGAGCGCCGGGCGGGCCACACGACGACAGAGCCGGAGGGAAUCGUAAGGGAGAGACGAAACGCCCGGAGGAUGGUGCGUGCGCAGACGCGCCCGUGGAGGAGGACCCCAAGUCAGUAUCGGGCAAGCGCCCCAAGGCUCACGUCGUUGAAGCGUCGAGUUCUGAAGCCGGCGUGCAGAGCCUUCCCUCCGUGUCUUCCUCGUCGCCUCCGCAGUCGCACCCUGCGCCCGACUCAACGUCCCUUGGUGUGUCCUCCACCGCGCUGCCACUGUUGCCUGGCUGUUGCACCAGAAGCUGUGCGGCCGAGAAUCCUCCCGAGGACCCAGCGCCUCUCGCCGCACCUCGCACGAUGGCGGUGGGAGCGGCCCCCCGGGACUCUGAGAAGGCAGAUGUAUGUACACCCCAGGAAGGAGCAUCUCGAGAGGAGCGGGAGACGGAGGCGGGUCACGCGCAGCCGUCGUCUUGUGAGCGGCGCCGUCGAGAGGCGAGCACGGCCCCUGAUGAGAGAAGAGCGGAGGGAGCGAGGGUGCACGGGAAGGCAGGGACGAAGCCUGAGACGAAGGGGGCUGCGUCUGGGAAAGAGGCAACGUCAGCAGACGGGAGAGGCGACGCGGGCGCGAGUCAGGGCCAGAAAGGCAGAGACGGAGACGGCUCUGCGAGGUCGGCGUCCGAAAGACCUAGCAAAGAGGCGACGCCGGCGCAGGGCGAAUCGCAGAAGGCCCGCGGAGGCCGAAAUGCAGACGAGCAGGAGGCGCAUGCGGCCCCAGAUCGACAGAACGAAGAAACCAAUCGAAGUCAAGACCACAGGGCGCGGGAGUCUCGCUUCAAAUGCCAGUGCAAACAGGGCGACAGCGGAACCGAGGAACAAGGGGAAGAUGAAGUGCGAGCUAUGGAUGCCAUGUACACUCCCGUUAAGAUCCUCCAGCCCGGCUUCUUGUCGUCCGCGUUUCUCGCGGAGCUCCACGACCCCUUGCUUGACUUCUUUCCGCCCUCGCCCCACGCGCCGCUGUCGUCUACGGAAGAGCUCGGCAGUCCCUCAAGCGAGACAGGGGUGGAGCCCAGUGCGGGGAAGAAGGACGACGCCGUCCUCGUCCUCCCGACAGAGUUUCUUUCAGGCAAGAAGCUGCCGGUGUCGCCUGCGCUGCAGAGUCGCCUCGGGCGCCCUGCAGUGUCGUCUCAAGCACAGGCUCAAGCGGCGAAGGCCGAGCACGCGGUGAUCUUCAACCUCCGAAGAUGUCCCUGGAUCAUCACUCUCAGCGUCUCAGGGUCAGGGUUCUGCGCACUCUCUGCCGACGAAAGCGAAGCUGAAGAGCCAGAAGAGACCGAGAAAGAGCCGGCGAAGGUGCGCGGGCUCUCGAAAAGAAGGGCGGCGACGCCUCCGUCCUCUCCGGCUCCGUCGAUGCGACCGCCGCCUUCUCCCGACCGCGCGCCCUCCGGCACGGGCUCCGCACGACUGCCUGAGGCGUCUGCUGGCGCCGCUCAGACGGCAGGGGGUGGCGACGCCGGGCGGCUUUCGCCCAGACAACGGAAGGCCCACGAGACGUGGACAGCCACGCCACAUGCACGGGACCCGCUGUCUCAUUCGUCUCUCUCCACGGCUGCAGACUUCCCGUCCGUCGACGCGUCUCUGUCCUCGCGGCCCCUGUCUCCUUCCUCGUGUCCCUCUGUCCCUGCCUCGUCCUCUGCCUCGCGGUCCCCUGUCUCCUCGCCCGCGCCGGACGGGCCUCCGGCGUCGUGCCUUGCAGCCCAAGAGACGCGAGGGCCCAGGGACCCAGAAAUCCCCCGGCCGAGGUGUCAGCUCUGUCUGGGCGACUGCGAUGUCGAGUGCGUCCGCUAUCUCUUCAGAGUCUUGAGUGAGACGCAGCAGGCCUUCUUCGCAAUCGUCGAUGUGCUGCUGCCUCGGAACUACCCUGCGGCUCCGCCGUACGUCGCAGUGGGCCUCUCCGCCGCCGUGCCUCGGAAAGAACUCGAGCAGCUUCGAAACAGUCUAAGAGAAGAAUACGAAGCAUCCAGGGGUGAGGUGGUCCUCUACCGGCUCUGUCUCCAGCUCCAGUCGUUCAUGGCUGAGCUGUCGAGCACACUCUGCUUCAGCAACUUGUGGGAAGAAAUGCACUUCAAGGAGCGACAAAGACGGCACUUUCUUCUUCGCGAGCAACACAUGAUCCACCGGAACAUGAAGGCACGCCAGGGCCUUCUUUCGCACCCCUUCGGGCCUUCCGGCCUUGUGCAGGACGGUCAGAGUCGUCGCGGCUUCCCGUUCUCCUCUCGCGCUAACCCACGGCUGCUGUAUGGGCACGGUUCCAGCGCCUCGCUCACCGAAAGCUGCGACGGGGUCCUGGACGGGGACCAUCCCGGGAACGAAAGCCCGGUGCCGGGGCACGGAGGCCCCUUCCUUGGAGCCCACGGCUCCAACGGCGACCUUUCGACCGCGGUCGGAGGGAGUGCGCCGGGCCGGAGGGUUUCCAGAGACGACGAACGCGGGGGCGGCCUCGCCGCGAGCACCGGGACUGCGCAUGGGAACCAGUUUGGAGGACGCCUCGCCGCCCUAGAUCGCUUCGGAGAACGGAGAGGAGAAAACGCGUUCACCUUCCAAGCCGCUGUCAAGGCGCGCAUGCGCCAAGUCCUCGACGACAGGAGACAGGAGUUGUUCGACAAAGAAUCUUCGCUGCUCUACUCGCGGAAGGUUGGUUGGGCUGCCGACGACGAGAGCGCGUUCUACUGGGACGACGAGGACGACGAGGACGAGUCUGUGGGCCUUGACCACGAAGAUGACAUUGUCGACAUUCAGUCGAGCUUCUACGCUUCCUCGCCAUCGCAGUCGCGGCGGCGGACUCCGCACCGGCACUGGGUCUCUCAGUUCCGUCGCUGUCGCUCGGCCGCCACGGCCCAGCCGUCUCCGCCUCCCGACGCAUCUGGGCUCCAUUCGGCAGACGCAGAUCCUUCGGAUGGUUCGAGAGGCAAGCACCGACGCGAGGCGCCGCCGACAUUGCAGGCCCCGCCGGGCGCUGCUUCGGAGGCCCGCGGAGACACCCAAAAAACCACGCGCCUGAAGCGCGAGCGGCCGCAAACGAACUCAGCCCGGACUGGUCCCUCGACUUCCGCCGAAACGCAGGAGGCAAAGACAACACACGACGGUGGAGCCCAGACCGCUUCGGGCGCGUUGGGCUCCACCGAGGAGGCCCGCGAAGGCGCCGCGGCGGGCCCGAGUCCCUCGGGCGGAGACAGUCCGGAGACCGGGGCGCCUGCCAAUGGUUUGGUGCCGGAGAGCGCGGCAGCAGCUGGGGGCUCGAGUAGCGGCCGAGGCGGAAGCAGGAGCCGGAGGGGAGGCAGUUUGCGGUCGCUUCUCCUCAGCUCGCAGAGAACAACGAGGUACCAACGCGAUUUCAUUCAGCUCGAGGUCCUCGGCGUUCGAGACCACUAUCGGAUUGCGCUGGUGUACCACAUAAUCGACAAGCACAAAUACAUCGUGAAACAGGUUUUCAUUCCCUGCGGCCCCGUCUCGCCGCUGGCGCGGCAGGCGCCGGCUGGGAGCGAAGGCCAGAGAAGGCGAAAGCAGCUACAAGGUUUAGAACUCGUCGAAAGCGCCCUCCAGCAAGUCACGCUCCUCUGCGCCCUACAACACCCGUACAUUAUGCGCUAUCACCAAGCGUGGACGCAAUACCACGCCACAUCGUCGCCUCUCGUAACGAACAGCCAGGGCGGGGCUCCAGACGACCUGGCCUUGGCCGACUCUCGAGGCGACCCAGAGCCGGAAGUCGACGUGGAACGCGAGGAGCCGUGCAUCGGCGUGUACAUUCAAAUGGAAUUCUGCGAACGAAGCCUCGAAGACGAAAUCGAGAAGCGAACGGUUCUCCACUGGGACUCCCAACAAAUCUGGACCCUCUUCAGACAGACGUUGGAAGCGCUGGUGUACAUACACCGCAACCGGGUGUGCCACGUGUCUCUGAAGCCGUCCAACGUGUUUCUCGAGCCGGACGCCUACGGUUACAAUGUCAAGCUCGGCGAUUUCGGCGUCACGUCUCUGUUCGACAUUGUGCACAACACGCACUCGCCGAUUUCGCGCCUGUACACGGCGCCCGAGCUCCUGAGCACCGCCGACGGAAAGAGUUCUUCGCUGACCAUGCGCGACGCAGACAAGGCGGAUAUGUACUCCCUAGGCGUCUUGUUUGCGGAGAUGUGGGGUCGGCACGAGAUGUUUGGGCGCUCUUGCAGCCGCACCGAGUUCCUCACUUCUCUCGUCAAAGAGCGGAACCUCCAGCAGUUGAACGUUCCUUCUGCUGCAGUCAAAAUCAUCAAGCAACUGCUGUCUCCGAAUCCCGCGGAUCGGCCCUCGUCGAUGACGCUUCUUCAGUCUUCUCUCUUGCCGCCAGCCGUUGAGGAAGAGCUCUUCAAAGCCUUUCUGUUGCGUCUUCGGACGCAGGUCCAGAACCCCUCGUGUGCGUCGCUUCCUCUGCGGGACGCGUCGCCUUCGCCGACGGGCCGGAAGAAAACCGAACCCGCGGCGAAGAAAAGAAAUCUCGACAAAACUCGAAACUCCCUCGCCACUGGUGGCGCGUCCCCAGACGACGCGCAGGCGCAGCGUCGAAACACCGCGCCAGGCCUCGCAGGAGAAGUGCUAAAAAUCUUCUUUCGACGGCAAUUCGACUCCGCCUCAGCAACUCUCUUCUUCAACGACUUCCUUAAGAGAUCUAACACGGCGCCUGAGCCUGAAACGCGGUGUGUCGUCCAGAGGAUUCUUGCCGAGUUCUUCGCCCGAUGUGGCGCAGAUGAGGUUCAGAUUCCGCUCCUCGUUCCCCUUACGAAAGGCCUCGCCGCAUGUGAAGAGGCAAUCAAGCAGACGCCCACGCAUGCGUCCAGUCACCACUCCGAGUCCCUCUCGCUGCUCGACCAGCGGAAUGUGCUGCUGACACUCCCGCGGUUCUUCACCUCGGCGCUGUGUGCAUGCGGCGACGUUGGGGCCUUCCCCCUGUCUCUGCAUUCUUCUUCUCUCACGCCCUCGCCCGAGGCGGCCCUCCUGGCCCUCCAGUCUCCGUCGCCGGCCGCGCCUGUCUCCACCUGUCCCUUCUGCGGGGGACCGUCCCCUGCUUCGGCGUCUCCUCUCUCUUCUCUCUCUUCUUCUUUUGCCCAUUCGACGCUCUUGUCCUCGCCGCCUCUCCCGCUGCCUGGUCGCGCGGGGCGUGCUGGCGACGACGCAGACAAGUGCAGAGACAAACUCGAGGACGCGGAACCUUCCCGCCAAGGACGAGAGUACCGGCGCUUCUGCGUCGGUCACUGCUACACUGCGCCCACCGUGUCGUUCCUCGCGAGCUACGGCCACCCUCUUCCUUACUUUUCGGCGUGCUUCCAGCUGCUCGUCCCUUCGUCCCCUGUCUCCGAGACCUGUCACGGGUCCCCUUCAGACCGUCGAUCGUACAAAACUGUCUCGGCAGCGGAGAAUCCCGUCCGCUCGUCCUCGCCGUCGCGAUCCUCUUCGCGCCUCGUUCUCUCUCCAGAGGAGCAACGGACGGCGCUUGCAGAAGCGGAGAUUCUUUCCGUCUGUGGCGGCGCGCUGAGGGCGGUCCAGACCGCGCUCGCCCUCCCGCUCGGCUGGCGAGUCUCCUGGACCCUCGGCAGUCUCAUGCCUGCGAUCCUCAGAGAAUUUUUCUUCGUCCCGCUUUCUGAUUUGGCGAACGCGAUGGCGCUUCUCCGGCACGCCCGGCCCUCAGAGACAGGGACGGUUCCAGAUUCGGCCCUCCAGAAGGCUGUCGAGAGACUCAUUGAGUACCACUCUGUGUUGCCUUUUGCGGAACGCCCUCGUUUUGCGGAGACGCUCAAGAGCCUGGCGAAGGCUGACGGGGCGUCGGUGCGGGAGGUAGUAGCGCAGCUCUUUUCCGUCUUCUCCGAACUUCACUCGCGCAUGCAAGGCGACGCAGUCCUCUCCAAGCUCUCCCUCCUUCUCUCCCAUCGACCUCUUGCCCCCCGGCCUCUCCUCCUGCAGCUCCUCUCCUCGUCUUCGUCUCUCGCGGCGGCGGGAUCCACCCGGGCGCCGCUGCUCGGCGAGAGACAGGAAGGCGACGCAGGCGCCGCGUCGCGCGACAAGGCGAGUCCGUCGGGGAAGGACGACUCGCGAGAGAAGGCUGACACGCGCGACGAAGACGCUGGCCGAACCUCGGAGGCCUUCCUCGCUGGCGAGGUCGGCAGACUGCUAGUCAGGGCUCUGUACAUUGAAAGGACCAUCGGGAAAUCUGGAGAAGACACUCGUCCCUUUCUCUUCCGCGUCUUCCUCCCUGGCGACUUCAGACCGUUCGACGCGAUGGGUCUUCUCUUCCAAGCCUCCGUGGGAACCGCUCCGUUCCCCAACCCGUCUCCUUCCUUCGCCUCUUCUGCCUCCUCUUCUUCCUCCUCGUCCUCCUCUUCUUCUCAUUUUGAAGGCAUUCCUGUCGGGGAUGGUGGGUUUCUGUUGGCGUGGGCGUGGAGCGGUCAAGAGGCCCGAGGCGGUCGCGCGUCUCGUCACGCUGCGGCGAUUCCUUUCUCUCCGUUUGCGUCUCUUUCUUCCUUGUCGCAAAGGUCUGUGAGUGCCGCGCUGAAGCGGCGAGGCGACGAGAAGGACUGUCCUGCCUGUGCGUCGCCGCCCUCGGGGUUCCACACACUCAGUUUCGAGCUCGCUCUCGAACGCAUUCUCUCCUUUUCUUCGCUGGUCAGACAUCUGCACGGCAUCCCCGCGCUGUGUGAACUGAGUGCGCAUCUGCUACCGUCCUUCACGCUCCCGCUCGGCUUCUCCUCGGAAGCGAACGCGGCGGCUCUGCGACUCGCCGCAACUCUCACCAAAACGGCCGCCGCCCCGCCCGCAGGCGCCGCGACCGAGGCGAUGGCGGAACCGGCACGCGACGGGCUCCUCGAGAGCGAAGACGAAGCCGCCUUGCCGCAGGUGGUGGUCACGGCGCAGAGCGCCAAGCAUCUGCCUCUCGGCUUCUCCCUAGUCUGCAAACUCCUGCGAAGGGGUGUUCGAGCGGAGUUGCGGGUGAGUCCAGUUGUCGAGACAUCUUAUUUCCAGCGGCUGCUUCGGCGUUCUCGCCGUAUUCUCUACCACGUCCAAAUUCAACACCACCGGGCGUCGGUGUCUUCUCAUGCGGCUAUCCCUGCUUCUCACGCAUCCGCUUCACUCUGUCACCACGAGACUGUCUCCGUCGCGGGUGCGCCGCCUGGCUUCUCCUCCGCUCUCGAUCGGUCGCGCGACGUGUCCGCGCCGCUUCCGGCUGCUUCGGCUCCGAGCGGCUGGGGAUCGCGGGAGGCUGCGGCGCUGCUGCGGGGCGAGAGUGGAGUUCACGGGUUAGGCGUCUCGCUCAAAGAGGAGCCUGCCGCUUCCCUUCUCGCGACUGGCGGCGCGUCGGGAGGCGCGGCGCUCGGGCUUUCCUCCUUCCUCGGCGGGGGUCUCUCGGCGCCCCACUCACACCUGGGGCCUUCCGUCGCCGCAGGCGCCUUCGCCGCUCAGAACCACCUCGCGACGGGCGCGCUUUUCCUGCCGCCGCUCGCGUGCGUCCCGGCGGCGUACGUCGUCGAAGAGCUGCAUGCGUCUUGCGCGAACGGCGAGCGCGGCCUCGCGUCGGUCUUCUUCUCCGAGAGAAAGAAGCAGAAACUGUUCAACGAGGGCGCCGUCGUCCAGCUUCUCUGCACGGCCCUCGUCGAGGGAUACAAUGUCGGGGGCGAGAAAGGCAGUGGAGGGAAAAAACAGAAAAAAGGCGGCGCAGGCGAACGCGGCGGAGAAAGCGAGUUUGGAAGACAACCAAAAGGCGGCAAAGAGCGACGGUGA